GGGAGUUGUAGUCCGGCGGGCAUGGCGGAGAGCGGCGAGAGGAAGGCCGCGCUGGAGAUGGUCCAGGCAGAUGGGACAGAUGGAAACUGUGUCACUUUUGUGCUGCAUGAUGAGGACCACACGCUUGGCAACUCCCUCCGAUACAUGGUCAUGAAAAACCCUGACGUGGAGUUUUGUGGCUACUGCAUCACACACCCAUCUGAAAGCAAGAUCAACUUCCGCAUUCAGACCAGAGGGUCCCUUCCUGCUGUUGAGCCAUUCCGCAAGGGGCUGAACGACCUGAUGGGUGUUUGCCAACACGUACUCGAUACUUUUGAGGUGAGACUGCUGCCUGAGGAGCUCAGGAGCUUUCUUGAUCAAGAGAGGCAGAGAACUUUUGACGCAGAAAGCCUGAUAGCUUUUUCAGGCAUUCUUUGCCUGACAUUGGUUUGACUGUGGUUUUCCAAGUCCUAAACCACUACUUCAGCCAUUGGGGUUGGGAAGAGGAGAGGACAGGUCAGUCUUUGCAAAGCCCUGUGGGUCCUCCAGUGGGAGGUACUGCUUGGAAUCCAACAGAGCUUCUUGAUGUCACGUGAGUGUUUCUGCCUAUAUUUUUGCUAUUGCGGGAGCAUUAAUGGGCAGAAAUUCCUGCAGGCAAUGGAGGAAGGAGUUCUCAAACUUCCUAUCUUUUAACUUAAAUGGAAACACACCUGAACUUCUUGCUUCCACAUGAGAAGUGUAAGAACACUCACUAAAGGCUUUACCUGAGCCGUAGGUUCCCUGCUAUGUCCUGUAGGCAGUCUGUGGACUACCCAGCUCUGAAUUCUGUCUCUAGGGUGUACAUUUCAGCAGGAGAGUGGCCAAGAGCUGGAGCUGGGGGUGGAGAGCAGACCCAGGGUACCAGAGACUGAGUUGCUGAGCAUGUCCUCCCGUAGCAUACUUGGUUGGCUUCUCAGUAUUUCCUCAAAGUGUCGACCAGGAUGAGGCCAGAGCUUGCACAAAGUCUUUAGGGCUUACCCUGCAACUGGACACAGCACCAUGACCUGACUUCCUUUUGUAUUGUGACUAAAGGCUCAGUCUCUUUUGGAAGUGCUUGGAUCUCUGUCAGAGCAUUUUGUGGUCCCUCAGCUGUUCCAGGAUUCGGAUGGGGAAGUCACAGCACAAACUGAUGUGGUGAUACUGGUGUGUGAAUUGCUCAGAUAUAUUGCUG
Gallus gallus (chicken) is the source of this 1189-nucleotide messenger RNA. RefSeq names its product RNA polymerase I subunit D (gene POLR1D). Gene Ontology annotation, biological process: DNA-templated transcription. Lineage: Eukaryota; Metazoa; Chordata; Aves; Galliformes; Phasianidae. Bases 22 to 432 code for a protein of 136 amino acids. The record is from RefSeq and is a predicted model, not a curated record. The transcript has 4 exons. Gene Ontology annotation, molecular function: protein dimerization activity; DNA binding; DNA-directed RNA polymerase activity. Gene Ontology annotation, cellular component: RNA polymerase III complex; RNA polymerase I complex.